AUGGCAAAAGUUUACAAGGUUAUCAAUGACCCUUUACAACCUGCAACGGAAGCUUCUGAUACGUCGUGUUUACCAGUAGAUUGGAACAAGUGUAUUUUGUGUCAGACAGACACAUCCGAAAUCCUGUCUUGUCCGGCUGAUUCUAAGCGUAUCACGAAAGGAGCAGGUUAUAAGACUGUGGCAGAAAAUCUUCAAGCUUUUGAGAAAAUUGGUUCUUUACCUAAAACAAUAAAUCUGUGCCGAUUAAAUGAAGGAGAAGGAAUCGAAGCGAGUUUCCAGCAACAUAAAGCCAAAUGGCAUGACUCAUGUAGACUGAAGUUCAACAAGACAAAACUCCAGCGGGCAGAAAAGAGAAAAGCAGCUCCAGAUGAUAGUUCAAGUUCAAAAAGCCCAAGAAAAUACACGCGUAGAAACGUUGAAAAGGUACCAAACCCUAUUCAUCAAUGCUUCUUCUGUGGUAAGCAAGCUGAAGGUGAAGACUCCUUGCACAGAGUAUCGACACUUGAGCUUGAUGCCCGAGUUCGUCACUGCGCUUUACAGUUACAGGACAAACCUCUAUUAGCCAAACUGAGUGCUGGAGACAUGGUAGCUCAAGAUGCUGAAUAUCAUGUCAAAUGCCUUGUUUCCCUUUAUAACAGGGCACGAGGAACCGAAACAUAUAGUGCAGAAAGUGAUGCGGAUGCCGUUAAUCACGGCAUUGCUUUUGCUGAACUUGUUUCUUAUAUAGAAGAUGCAAGAAUGGACAAUCUGGUAGCCCCAAUUUUCAAAUUGUCUGACCUAGUCAGUCUAUACAGCAACAGGCUUAAACAACUUGGAACAGAAGUAGCUGGACGCAUCCAUUCAACUAAACUCAAGAUUAGAGUGUUGAGCUACUUUUCAGAAAUGGAAGCUCAUACCCAAGGCCGUGAAGUUAUUCUGGCUUUCAACGGGGAUGUUGGUGCCGCACUGAGAAAAGCAUGUGAACAUGACGCUGAUGGGGAUGCUGUUCAUCUUGCUAGGGCUGCUACUAUAGUUAGAAGAGAUAUGUUCAGUAAGAAAAUGGAAUUCAAUGGCUCAUUCUCCACUACUUGCCAGGAACAGUCUGUGCCUAAUUCACUGCUAGCACUGGUUACUAUGGUACUUAAUGGACCAAAUAUCAAAUCACGUUCCUCCAAUGUGCCUCAGGCUGCCCUUUCUCUGUCUCAGCUUCUUCUAUACAACAGCGUGAAGCGCUACAAGGAAAAUGAUACAGAUAUUGUCCGACACAGCCAACAAAGAGAAGCACCUCUACCAGUCUAUUUAGGUGUGAUGCUUCAUACAAAGACCAGGAAACGUGAACUUGUGGACGCUCUUUUUAAUCUUGGCUUGUGUAUAUCGUAUGACCGUGUAUUAAAAAUCUCCACUGAGCUGGGAAACAACAUUUGUUACUACUAUCAGCAGAAAAAGGUUGUUUGUCCCCCUCGACUGAAAGGUGGUAUUUUCACCACCGCUGCAGUAGACAACAUUGACCACAAUCCCAGCUCAACUAGCUCUCACGACUCAUUUCAUGGAACUGGGAUAUCCCUCUUUCAGCACCCCACUGAGAAAGACAAUGACGAAAACAGUGGAGUUCAGCUGCCUGCUGACGCAAUUCAGGACAAUAUACGUGCACAAAAGAAGGCAUUAAUGCUACCAGAGUUUUACACAACGGUGCCUCCUGUCGCUUUGCGUAGGGACGACCCACCCAUCCCACAGCUUCAAGGGCCUAACAAAGGAGAGUGCCAGCGCAUUCCUGAAGAAACAGUGAAGGAAUACCGGUACAGUUGGCAAAAAUCUUUUUUUUUUCGACAUUGCUUUCCUAGGUGACUGUAACUGCAGUAUUAAUAACUACAAAACUGAUAUUUUAUUUGUACAUUUUACAGGUGGUUGCAAGAGGUAAAUCGAGUAGUAACUAAUGAGACCGUAAAAGAUGCUGAUGCCGUUUCCUGGUCUGCAUACCAUGCAAGUCUGCAACCUUCUAGUAAAUCAUCCGAAUGCUGCGUCACAGCAACCUCUCUACUGCCUCUUUUUCAUGAUCAAGCCCACUCCGUAGCCAUGAUUCGCCACUCAAUGGACGUUGUUAGCAAAGCAGUGCAGAGUUUAAAUCCUGGUCAGGUGCCCAUUAUCACUGCAGAUCAACCUCUAUACACAAUUGCAAAGCAAAUCCAGUGGAACUGGCCAGGAACCCAUGGUGAGGAUAAGUUUGUAGUGAUGUUUGGGGGACUGCACAUUGAAAUGGCAGCUCUGAAGGCCAUAGGAAAUCUCUUAGACGGCAGUGGAUGGGGAAGUGCACUAGUACAAGCCGGUGUUGCUACGCCUGGGACGGCUGAUUCAUUUUGUCGCGUUACUCAUGUGACACGCACUAGAAGAGCCCAUCAGAUCACGGCUGGCAGUCUGUUUGUACUUCUUGAAAAGGCUUAUUCUCAGUAUCGUGUCAGUCUGAACGAAGACCAGAAUCCGCUGUCAUUAGAAGAGUGGUGUUCGCACAGUGCAGAACUUUAUCCACAGUUCAAGUUCUGGUUGCUUAUCCUGCAGAUGCAAUUGGCCGUAUUGAUCUACAUUAGAGCUAUUAGAGAAGCUGACUUCGAGCUGUACGUUGACGCACUCACGCAAAUUGUUCCGUGGUUCUUUGCUCUAGACCAAAUUCACUACGCUAGAUGGAUCCCUGUUCAUUUACGGGACAUGGUUACACUGAGAGACGUUCAUCCAACUGUUUUUGCUGAGUUCAUGAAAGGAAAUUUUGUUGUAAAGAAGACAGAACGCAGAUUCUCGGCCAUAGCAAUUGAUCAAGCGCAUGAACAGAACAAUGCUUCUGUGAAAGAUGACGGAGGAGCUGUUGGCUUAACGGAAAAUCCGGCUGCAUUGCGGCGGUGGAUGGUAUCUGGACCAGAGAUGGCCAGAGUUAUUGAAGAGUUUGAAGCAUCAACAGAGAAGAGAAAAUGUUUAGAUUUCCGUCAUCAUGAGGAGGCCAAACACGUGCAGAAAAAAUUUGCACAAAAUGUUGAAGAUCUCGCCAAAGCCAUCGAAGAAAUGGGAAAUCCAUUCACCGAGAACAGCAACGAUCUUCUUGUUCUGGACAGUAGAGACCUUGCAGAUCCAGCCAUUAUUGAUUCUGUUCGUAAAAUUGAGAAACUGGGACAAGAGCAGUAUGACAUCUAUGUAGGAGAGAGGCUAGUCAAUCAAACAAAGUCCGUCUGGGAGCCUAUCAAGAAGAACAGUUUGGCACUAUUUAGCCGACCUCCAAUCCGAGAAAAGACAAAGUCGCAGCUACAGCUUGCUUCCCUGAAAAAUGACUGCUCCCUCUUUUCACGUCUUUACGUUGCAUCGCAGGUCCGCAAUGGCAAUCUUGAUGAAUUUUUCGAGCAUGAGAAUCAGGCAUACCCUCCAGCAUUAUCACAAAAUGGCAAGCUGAGAACCGGUACUAAGUCUGACCUUGUUAGAUGUCUGGAAGAACUCGUAAAUUCCCGCGAGAAUGCCACUCAUCCCAGUGUGGAAGUUAUCAUCCUCGAUGGCUCUGUCAUUGUAAACAUGCUUCGACCAGGUUCAGCAAAAACUUUCUCGGAUUAUGCUUCGCAAGUUUUUCUUCCAUACGUAGCGUGCCAGCUGCAGCAAGCAAGUAGAAUUGACAUCGUUUGGGAUGAGUACCGCCCUGACAGUUUGAAAGCUGAAACGAGGGUUAAGAGAGGAAAGGGAGUUCGAAGACGCGUAGAGGCUUCAACACCAAUUCCAGGAAACUGGCAAGAGUUUUUGCGGACUGAUGAAAACAAAGUAGAACUGUUUCGUUUUCUAGCAAAUAGAGUGCCAUGCAUCGAAACCGAAAAGCAAGUUCUCAGCACUAUUCAGUCUGAUAUAGUUUGCAAUCAGUCAAGAAAUGUUUCGAGGCUUACCCCAUGUACACACGAAGAAGCAGAUACCAGGAUCAUCUUGCACUUGGAGGACGCUGUCACUGAAGGAUUUAACAAAAUAUCCAUUCGUACCGUUGACACCGAUGUAGUGGUUUUGGCAGUGACAGCAGCACAGCGCAACGGAAACACUGAAAUCUGGAUCGCUUUUGGUACAGGAAAGAGUUUCCGCUUUUUGCCCGCUCAUGAGAUGGCUAGAGUACUGGGACCAGACCGAUGUACUGCCUUGCCGAUGUUCCACGCCUUUACUGGGUGUGACACUGUUUCAUUUUUUGGAGGAAGAGGUAAACGAACUGCCUGGGACACGUGGAGAUCCUACAACGAUAUCACAUCGAUAUUCGUCUCUUUGGCAAACACCCCAGAGUCUGUGGAGAGCUCAGUUACAUCACUGGAGCGAUUUGUGAUUUUGCUGUAUGAUCGCACCAGCAGCCUAGAAGACAUCAAUCAGGCCAGGAAACACCUCUUUGCGCAAAAAGGGAGGUCGAUCGAAAACAUUCCACCGACGAAAGCAGCCCUUGUACAGCACAUCAAGCGGGCAGUCUAUCAAGCUGGUUAUUGCUGGGCACAAGCGACGACUUCAAGCCCUGAUCUCCCAUGCCCUAGUGAAUGGGGCUGGAAAAGAAAGGAGCCAUGCAGCUGGGAAGCCAACUGGACCUCACUGCCAGAAGCAACGGCGGCCUGCAGAGAACUUUUGAGGUGUGGUUGCAAGAAAGGUUGCAAAAAGAACUGCAAAUGCUCAAAGGCUGCUCUGCAGUGCACAGCUCUAUGUCAAUGUGGUGGACAAUGCACUGAAAACUAG
Molecule: messenger RNA, 4698 nt
Organism: Porites evermanni
Lineage: Eukaryota; Metazoa; Cnidaria; Anthozoa; Scleractinia; Poritidae
Source: the annotation of a GenBank genome assembly